This is a messenger RNA of Drosophila virilis, 1140 nucleotides long. RefSeq names its product thioredoxin C-1. Gene Ontology annotation, molecular function: protein-disulfide reductase activity. NCBI's taxonomy places the organism in Eukaryota, Metazoa, Arthropoda, Insecta, Diptera, Drosophilidae. Gene Ontology annotation, cellular component: cytosol; cytoplasm. The record is from RefSeq and is a predicted model, not a curated record. Gene Ontology annotation, biological process: cell redox homeostasis.
GAAGCAGAACUAACACUUGAAAUUUGAUUUUAGUGUACAAUCAAAUCAAUUGAACUUUUGAUAUUACAAUUUUUUAUGCCUGACGCGAAUACGUGUUACAGUAUGUGUCCGUGCGUGCUUGUAUGUGUGUGUACGUGUGUUGGUAUUUAAAAAAGUUUGUACCUUUAAGGUAUUCUUGUAAAUAGAAACUUUGGUAUUUUAUACUCUAGUUAAGGUCUUUUAAAUUUCACAUGCAAUGUGUAGUGAUCUAUGAAGACUUGAUUGUUUAACAAUAGGAUAUACUUUUCAAAGCAGUUUUGAUGAAUACCAACAAACUUGUCGACAGUAUCAAAAUAAAAAUUGUAAAUAAUCAAAAUGUUGGUGUGUAUGGUGGUUUAGUGUAUUGAUAUAGUGAAUCUGCAAGAGCAUUAAAGCUCCGACGUUUCCAAGAACGUUUUUAACCUUCGUGUAUGAUUGCCAAGCAUUUCCAAAUUAACCUCUAGUGGUCACACUGGUCAACAACAAAAAUAAAACAGCUGUUUCGUAACUGUUGGUAACGCUGGCACUUUAAGCAGCGCCGUCAACUAUAUUAUAAACUCUCGUAACUUAUAAACUGAACAAAUUGCAAAAUGCAAAGACAAAUAGUUAAUGUGCUCGGAAAUGUGACGCGACAGGUGCGUAGCAAUCAGCGUGCAUUCUCAGUGACGCCGAAGAAAAGGGAAAUCUUCAAAGUACAGAGCUCAGAGGACUUUGACAAGAAGGUGAAGAACAGUCAGGAGCCCGUGAUAGUGGACUUUUUUGCAACUUGGUGCAAUCCUUGCAAGCUUCUAACGCCGCGCAUCGAGACCAUUGUGGGCGAACAGGCGGGCUCCAUUAAACUGGCAAAAGUGGACAUUGACGAACACAGUGAGCUAGCGCUGGAUUACGAUGUGGGUGCCGUUCCCGUGCUCAUGGUUAUGCAGAACGGCAAAGAAGUGCAACGCAUGGUCGGACUCCAGGAUGAGGACAAGAUACGCGCCUGGGUAGCCACGGCGGUUAAAAAUGCGAAGCAAUAGAAGAGCUCCCUUCGGCAUCAUAAUUGUUUCUAAGCUUUAAACUUGUUUUACUCAGCCAAUAUGGGUUUUUCAAAAUAAAUGUUAUUAUUCGUUGCAAACAACUUAA